Messenger RNA from Adineta steineri, 1407 nucleotides. The record is from the annotation of a GenBank genome assembly. NCBI's taxonomy places the organism in Eukaryota, Metazoa, Rotifera, Eurotatoria, Adinetida, Adinetidae.
AUGGCAAUGGCAAAUAACAAAACACAAUGUUUCAAAUGUAAUAAAGACAAAAUAACAUAUCCUUGUGAAGGAUGUUCACAAAGAUUUUGUUUAAUGGAUUUAACAGAACAUAAACAAAUAUUGAAUGAUGAAUUAAAUAAUAUUGCUAAUGAUUAUGAUCAAUUUAAAGAAAUAAUUAAUGAGCAGAAACAAAAUCAUUCAUUAAUAGAACAAAUCAAUGGAUGGGAAGUAAAUUCAAUCGAAAUAAUUCGACGAAAAGCACAAAACUGUAGGGAAAUUGUUAUUGAACAUUUAGCAACAUUUUUUAAUGAUAUCGAAAUGAAAUUCAAUGAUUUAUCCGAACAAAUAAAACAAAUUCGUCAAGAUGAUGAGUUUAAUGAAAUUAAUUUAAAUUAUUUAAAAAAGCAGUUAACAGAAAUUACAGAAAUAUUAAAUAAUCCAUCAAAUAUAUCCAUUCAACAAAAUUCCCAAUCAUUUAUUAAUGAAAUUUCAAUUACAAUAUCAAAAAAACCAAAAUGGGACAAAUGGGAACAAAAUGCCACUACUGUUGCUGCUGGAAAUGGAAAUGGACAGAAAUUAAAUCAACUCAAUUUCCCUUAUGGAAUUUUUAUUGAUGAAAAGAAAAAUAUUUUCAUUGUUGAUCAUGAUAAUCAUCGUGUUGUUCAAUGGAAAUAUAAUGCAAAGAAAGGACAAACCGUCGCAGGUGGAAAUGGGCAAGGAAAUUCCAUACACCAAUUGAAUUGUCCAACAGAUGUAGUUGUUGAUCAACAAAAUCAUUCGAUUGUCAUUGCCGAUUAUGAGAAUAGACGAGUGAUUCAAUGGUUGAAUGGAAAGCAACAAAUUCUCAUUGAGAAUAUUGACUGUUUUGGCUUGACAAUGGAUAAAAAUGGAUUUCUUUAUGUUUCUGAUUAUAAGAAAAAUGAAGUGAAACGAUGGAAAAUGGGAGAAUAUAACAAUGAAGGAAUUGUAGUGGCAGGUGGAAAUGGACAAGGCAAUCAAGUUAAUCAACUUAAUUGUCCAGGUUUUAUCUUUGUUGAUGAAGAUCAAUCUGUUUAUGUAUCAGAUAGAGAAAAUAAUCGUGUGAUGAAAUGGAGAAAAGAUGCAAAAGAAGGAACAGUUGUGGCUGGAGGAAAUGGUCUAGGAAAAAAUCUCGAUCAAUUGUUUUAUCCUCAAGGAGUAAUCGUUGAUGGUUUGGGUCAAAUAUAUGUAGCAGAUUGCUGGAAUCAUCGAGUAGUUCGUUGGUGUGAAGGAAAAGAAAAAGGUGAAAUUGUUGUUGGUGGAAAUGGUGAAGGAAAUGAAACAUAUCAAUUGAAUCAUCCUUUUGGUUUAUCAUUUGAUGAUGAAGGAAGUCUUUAUGUUGCUGAGUUGGGAAAUCAUCGAAUUGACAAAUUUCAAAUAAUUCAGUGA